This is a messenger RNA of Cyclopterus lumpus (lumpfish), 2973 nucleotides long. It is a transcript of the gene irx3a, whose product is annotated as iroquois homeobox 3a. The coding region runs from base 255 to 1529 and encodes 424 amino acids. Gene Ontology annotation, biological process: cell development; regulation of transcription by RNA polymerase II; neuron differentiation. Gene Ontology annotation, cellular component: nucleus. Gene Ontology annotation, molecular function: DNA-binding transcription factor activity, RNA polymerase II-specific; RNA polymerase II cis-regulatory region sequence-specific DNA binding. The record is from RefSeq and is a predicted model, not a curated record. The transcript is spliced from 2 exons. Lineage: Eukaryota; Metazoa; Chordata; Actinopteri; Perciformes; Cyclopteridae.
AAUAAUCUAAAGCAAUCUGUAAGGACCUGACCUUAGUCCAUCCAGAUCAAUAGGGAAGUGAGGGUGGAAAGAAGAAGAAGAGGAAGAAAUAAGGGGCGCAACCGGAUCGUUUACACUGGCUGUUACCGAGGAAAUAUAGACUUCCCUUGCCUGCACCUUUUGUUGCUCACAUGCUCACACUGUAAAAGUGGAUAUCGAGGCAAUUCCCUUGCUUUGUGUGAUUGCAGCAGACUUUUUCCCCUUUUCCUACCGCCAUGUCGUUCCCUCAGCUGGGAUAUCAGUACAUCCGACCGAUAUACCCGCCGGAGCGCCAGGGGAUCGCCAGCAAUGCCCGGACCGGGACAGAGCUCAGUCCGUCCGGCGCACUCUCCAACGUCCUCUCCACUAUGUAUGGAUCUCCUUUCGCCGCAGCAGCGCAGGGCUAUGGAGCGUUUCUGCCCUACUCAAACGAUAUAUCAAUUUUCAAUCAAUUGGGUGCUCAGUAUGAACUCAAAGACAGCCCCGGUGUCCAGCACCCAGGCUUUGCCCACCAUCACCCUGCUUUUUAUCCGUAUGGCCAAUAUCAGUUCGGGGACCCAUCCAGACCCAAAAACGCCACCAGGGAGAGCACCAGCACCCUGAAGGCCUGGCUCAGCGAGCACCGCAAGAACCCCUACCCGACCAAGGGCGAGAAGAUCAUGCUGGCCAUCAUCACCAAGAUGACCCUCACCCAGGUGUCCACCUGGUUCGCCAACGCCAGGAGGAGGCUAAAGAAGGAGAACAAGAUGACCUGGGCCCCUCGGAACCGCACCGACGAAGAGGGAAAUGUUUACGGCAGCGAUCACGAGGGGGAGGAGGGGGACAAGAGGGAGGACGAGGAGGAGAUCGACUUGGAGAACAUCGACACGGAAAAUAUUGAGAACAAGGACGACUUGGACGACCAGGACGACCUGCAUUCAGAUAUUAAACUAGACGGGAGGAGUGACUCUGAGAUUUCGGACGGCUAUGAGGAUUUACAAGGGCCCGACCAGAGGUUUCUAAAGGCUGUGGGAAAAGAGGGCAAAGACGUGGAGAGGGGAGGAGAGCACUUCCACCACCACCACCAUCACCACUCUUCUUUGGACACCAAAGCGUCCCAGGCCAACGGCGAACCGCUCAAACUUAACCCGGUGUCCGUUAGCUCGCCGCCCUCAGAAAACCACCCUGCCCCAGCCCAAAAGCCAAAGAUCUGGUCUUUGGCAGAGACGGCCACGGCCCCUGACAAUCCGCGCAAGUCGCCACAAAUGAACGGCAGCAACUCCGCAGGGCCCGCCGCCCAGACCAUAAUCGCCCCACAUAGACUCAUCUCUUCGUGUCCCGUUGGGAAAAUCCAGAACUGGACGAACCGAGCCUUCUCGGCGCAUCAGCUGGCUUUACUGAACUCAAAUCAUUAUCUGGGACUGGCGAACCAGGCCACUGCCACCGGCCUGGCCCUCUACAGCAGCAGGCACACGGAGGACAAGAGUCAUAGUUCAGAGACUUCAGUCACAGGUACAUGUCCCCGACACUGAGACGCGCAUGUGUGAGUCACUACAAAAACAAAAGACACUAGCCCGUUGCCCGUCACUCAUUUCUAUUAUUUUAGACCUCCCUUUGCCUUCUUUGCCUGUUCAUGGAUUUGUUUUCUCUCUUUCUCCAGGCCACACAGAUGAACAGUGUUACAAUAUAAUAGCUUACAGAAUACAGUGUGUGUGAAGUACGUGUGUGUGUGUGUGUGUGUGUGAGAGAGAGAGAGAGAGAGAGAGAGAGAGAGAGAGAGAGAGAGAGAGAGUGUGGGUGGGUGUAACUGCUUUGAAAAAUGUCCUAGAGAAUUAUAAAAAAAACCUCAUCAGAAAGCAUUUAAGACAAAAAUGUCAAACGUUGAAUUGGGUGAAAAGUGUUUUUAAUAUUGGUGUCCGUUCCCUCCUUUUUUGGUAUUGCUACAUCCAUGUGAUAUUGAGGCCCACGUGCUUUUAUUCGAUGGUUUACAUAAGUCCCUCAUCCUAUUUAAGCCAACUAGUUUUCAACACUAAAUUCAUUGAAACCCGGUAUGGGCUCUGAGAAGAGGCAGUUCAAUGAAUGCAUUUUAAUUUUCAUUGCCACAAUUUCAGAGAGAUCUAGUGCCUUGGAUGCAGAGGAAAAAAAGUUGUUAAAAACAGCUUUCCACCCAGUUCAAAGAUAGCGAGGCUGUCAAUUGAUGACAUUUGGGAAUUUUUGUUUUUGAUGCCAUAUCACAUUUUCUUUUUUUAAACGCAAUAUUUACCCAAAUUAGCUUUUAUUCUAAGAUUUGUCUUCUUUUUUUUAAUCCCUGUGUGUGUGUGUGUGUGUGUGUGUGUGUGUGUGUGUGUGUGUGUGUGUGUGUGUGUGUGUGUGUGUGUGUGUGCGUGCGUGUGUGUGUGUGUGUGUGUGUGUGUGCGCAUGUGUUUUUUUCGUCAAGGCCUAUGUUACACUUACUUGUUUGGUCAUGCAAAUGAGCUCAAUGCAAAUUCACUACAGGCUCGUUUUUGAAAGGCAAUUGUCACUUUUAUAUCUUUUUUUUUUUGUUUUGUUUGUUGCUUUUCCCAAAGCUAUUAUUAGUAGGAUUUCUUUUUAGAUCACCACAAUUUUGUUUCUGUUACCCCAGUGUAUUUCAGGCCUCAGAACCAACUAGAAACAGCGGUGGUUCUUUCGGUCUCUCUCCUCUCCAUAACCUCACACCAAUCCUCUUUAUUCUUUCUUUAUUUUUAUUUGAAUAUGGAAUGUAAAAUAAGAAUAAUACAUCUCUGUAUACUUACAUUGUAAGCAUGUCCUGUGUAAAACUGCUAAUGUAAUAAUGUAUGAACCUGUAGUCUGUGAGUUUUUUUUUCUUUUUGUAAGUUCUGUGAGGAUUUGAUGUUCAAAUGUUUUGUAUAUAAAGUUAAGAAUAUGUACAUACUUGUGAACCAAAUUGUACAAGAAAGUCUAUAUUUUGGCUAAUAAAUGAACUGCUGCAACUUU